This is a messenger RNA of Punctularia strigosozonata HHB-11173 SS5, 574 nucleotides long. RefSeq names its product maternal g10 transcript. The coding region runs from base 10 to 456 and encodes 148 amino acids. Gene Ontology annotation, biological process: mRNA splicing, via spliceosome. The record is from RefSeq and is a predicted model, not a curated record. The transcript is spliced from 5 exons. Gene Ontology annotation, cellular component: nucleus; spliceosomal complex. NCBI's taxonomy places the organism in Eukaryota, Fungi, Basidiomycota, Agaricomycetes, Corticiales, Punctulariaceae.
GCAUUCAACAUGCCCAAGAUACGGACUUCUCGUACGAAGAAACCUCCUGAAGGCUUUGAGGACAUUGAACAGAUCCUUGACGACUACGCCAAGAAGAUGCGGGAUGCAGAGAACGAGAGCCACGAGGGAAAACGAAAGGCGGAGUCCCUGUGGCCUAUAAUGCGCAUUACGCACGCUCGAUCACGAUACAUCUAUGAGCUGUAUUAUAAGCGGGAAGCUAUCAGCAAGGAGCUGUACGACUGGCUGCUGAAGCAGGAAUAUGCUGAUGCAGGACUGAUUGCGAAGUGGAAGAAAACGGGCUACGAGAAAUUAUGCUGUGUGCGGUGUAUACAGUCUCGAGAUAUGAACUACCAGGGAUCAACAUGCAUAUGUCGUGUUCCCAAAGCUCAAUUACGGUCGGGAACUGUCGUUGAAUGUGUGCACUGCGGAUGUCGUGGAUGCAGUUCCGACUCAUGACGAAACGGGAUUCGACCUAUUGCCCUUCUUGUCAUCGAGCCCAGGCGUUCAGCGAUAUCAUCUUUUCGAUUACUUUGUCUUUGCCUCUGUAUUGCAUAUAUCUCCUUGACAGUGCAUG